Messenger RNA from Rosa rugosa (rugosa rose), 1900 nucleotides. RefSeq lists its product as uncharacterized. Bases 265 to 1746 code for a protein of 493 amino acids. The transcript has 6 exons. Lineage: Eukaryota; Viridiplantae; Streptophyta; Magnoliopsida; Rosales; Rosaceae. The record is from RefSeq and is a predicted model, not a curated record. Gene Ontology annotation, molecular function: metal ion binding.
AUCAAUCCUCUGCUUUCAAGUUUGAAGCUUUACGCAGAAGAUAGAGACCUUCAGUCUUCAGCCAUAGCCAAUUCCUCAAGCAAAUUCUGAAACCACAAACCCAGUUCCAAAAGCAAUUCUUUUUAUUUCUGGGUCCACAAACAAGAAUCGCCAUUUCGAGGUUUGAGAUGCUCCAGUGACUCUGCUUUGAACAAAUCUGUGUCACGAAGAAAGGAGGGGACCCAAAAGAACAUAAGAUUCCAUUUUUCUUGAAAACCCAGAUACAUGGGGCAUCCCCAGCAGCCAAAAAGAAGAGUCGCAUUUUUGUUGAUUGAUGGUGUGGGCGAUGUGUCAAUACCAAAGUUGGGAUUUAAGACUCCUCUUCAGGCAGCCAAACUGCCGAAUUUGGAUGCCAUAGCAUCCGCUGGAGUUAAUGGUCUAAUGGACCCUGUUGAAGUUGGUCUGGGUUGUGGAAGUGACACAGCCCACCUUUCUCUAAUGGGUUACAACCCUAGGGUAUAUUACCGGGGCCGCGGUGCAUUUGAGUCCAUGGGAGCAGGAUUGGCAAUGUCACCAGGUGACAUUGCAUUUAAGUCUAAUUUUGCAACAUUGGAUGAAAAAACUGGAAUAGUUAUCAGUAGGAGGGCUGACAGACACUUUGAAGAAGAAGGGCCCAUACUGUGUGCAGCACUCGAUGGAAUGAAGUUGCCAUCUUUUCCCGAAUAUGAAGUCAGAGUCAGGUAUGCAACAGAACAUAGAUGUGGAGUGGUUGUAAAAGGACCAAGUUUAAGUGGAAACAUAUCAGGAACAGACCCUUUGAAGGACAACCGUUUACUUUUGCAAGCUGAAGCUCUAGAUGGUAGUGACGAGGCACGGCAUACAGCUAAAGUUGUUAACGAGUUAUCCAAGGAAAUAUCAAAUAUUCUCAUUGCUCAUCCACUGAAUGCAAAGCGGGCCUCUGAAGGGAAGAACAUAGCUAAUGUUGUCCUUUUACGAGGCUGUGGUAUCCGGAUUGAGGUUUCUCCAUUUGCAAAGAAACAUGGGUUAUGGCCUUGUAUGGUAGCUCCAACAAAAAUCAUUGCUGGAUUGGGCUUAUCUCUUGGCAUUGAUAUCCUGGAAGCUCCUGGAGCAACUGGAGACUACAGAACACUUCUAACUUCCAAAGCAACUGCAAUAGCCAAGGCACUCUCGGCUCCUCUGCAGUCUUGCCCCAAUGUGUUUGUGCCCGGGGAAGAUGAACACAAACCAGGCCGAUCAGAUGGCUAUGAUUUUGGGUUCCUCCACAUAAAGGCUAUAGAUGAUGCAGGUCAUGACAAGGCAACCAUUUUCAAAGUCAAAGGAUUGGAAGCUGUGGAUCGAGCUAUAGGGCAGCUGGCCAGGCUCCUUUGGGAGACUGAAUCAACUGGAAAAUUUCAGUACUUUCUUUGUGUUACAGGAGACCACUCUACCCCAGUUGAAUAUGGAGACCACAGCUUUGAGCCAGUUCCGUUCACAAUAUGUUCAUUGAAAGAUUUUGUGGGUGUUGUAGGUGUGGAAACGAUUUUGGGUGGUUCGCUUGAUCCAUUUCCUCUUCCAACCGUAAAAGAGUGUGAAUAUCCAACAGAACAUGUCGAGAUGGAACAGGAGCCCACCAAACAGCCUCGAGCUUUCAGCGGUGAUUCAGUUUGUGAGUUUAAUGAGAUAGCGGCAGCAAGGGGAUGUCUUGGACGUUUUUCUGGCGGUGAGAUGAUGGGAGUAAUAAAGAAUUUCCUGGAGCUAGAAGCAUGAGCUGCUCAAGUCGAAAGUGUGCUGCGACCACUGGGUAUAUGCCCCACCAAGGAAAUUGGCUACAAUUCAAUGAUAUGUAGUGAAGUUUUGAAAUCCUUUAAGAAAACAAGAGAAUUGAAAAUAAGCAUCCCAAGAGGUUUUCCUUUCUAAAUCU